UCCUGUUCUCUCCCUCCCCCCAUUUCGUUCGCAGAGAGCUCGAGAGAGAUCACACGCCUCCGUCCACCGCCGAUGGCCGUCGAGACGGCUCCGUACCAGAACGGCCUCGCCGCCAACGGAGAUCUGGGCGGCCGCGCCGGCGCCGCGGCGGCGAGGAAGUCCCGCGAGAGCGAGCGGCGCCGCCGGAGGCGGAAGCAGAAGAAGAGCAACAGGGCCGCUCGCGGGGCCGAUGCCUCCGCCGACACCGGUGGGGAGAGCGACGGCGCGGGGGACGAGGGCGGGAAGGAGAACGCCGAUCCUCAGCAGAUUGUAGAGAAAGUUGAGGUGGAGUAUGUUCCUGAGAAGGCAGAGUUAGAUGAUGGGUUGGAUGAUGAGUUCAGAAAGGUCUUUGAGAAAUUUAGUUUCCAUGAAGCUGUUGGAUCUGAGGACGACGGUACCAAGGAUGAGGAUGCUCAAAAUGCGACUUUAAAAAAGAAGGAUGAUUCAGACUCUGAAGAGGAAGAGCAAGAUAACCAGCAGAAGGAGAAAGGCGUUUCCAAUAAGAAGAAAAAGCUUCAAAGGCGAAUGAAAAUUGCUGAACUGAAACAGAUAUGCUCAAGACCUGAUGUCGUUGAGAUAUGGGAUGCUACGGCAGCAGAUCCAAAGUUGCUGGUUUUUCUAAAAUCAUACCGUAAUACUGUUCCUGUGCCUCGUCAUUGGUGUCAGAAAAGAAAAUUUCUGCAGGGAAAGCGCGGUAUCGAGAAGCAGCCUUUUCAGCUUCCAGAUUUUAUUGCUGCAACUGGAAUUGAAAAAAUAAGACAGGCUUACAUUGAGAAAGAAGAUAGUAAGAAAUUGAAGCAAAAGCAGCGUGAGCGCAUGCAGCCGAAGAUGGGGAAAAUGGAUAUUGACUAUCAGGUUCUGCAUGAUGCAUUCUUCAAGUACCAGACAAAGCCAAAGCUAACCACCCAUGGUGACCUAUAUUUCGAAGGGAAAGAAUUUGAGGUGAAACUGAGGGAAAUGAAACCUGGGAUGUUAUCCCAUGAGUUGAAAGAGGCCCUUGGCAUGCCUGAGGGUGCUCCUCCUCCUUGGCUUAUUAAUAUGCAGAGAUAUGGCCCUCCACCUUCAUAUCCACAACUGAAAAUUCCUGGACUCAAUGCUCCCAUUCCACCUGGAGCUAGCUUUGGUUAUCACCCUGGUGGCUGGGGCAAGCCCCCUGUUGAUGAAUUUGGGCGGCCUCUGUAUGGUGAUGUCUUUGGUGUUCAACAGCAAGAGCAACCUAAUUAUGAGGAAGAACCCCUCGAUAAGACCAAGCAUUGGGGUGAUUUGGAGGAAGAGGAGGAAGAGGAAGAGGAGGAGGAAGUGGAAGAGGAGAUUGAGGAAGAGGAGUUGGAAGCAGGCAUUGAAUCUGUAGAUAGUCUUUCAAGCACUCCAACUGGUGUGGAGACACCUGAUGUCAUCGACCUUCGCAAGCAGCAGAGGAAGGAGGCUGAUAGGCCUCUUUACACUGUACUUGAGGAGAAGGAAGAGAAGAUAGCUCCAGGGACUUUGCUUGGAACAUCGCACACUUAUGUGGUGAACACAGGUGGCACCCAGGACAAGGCAGGAGCUAAAAGGGUUGAUUUACUCAGAGGACAAAAAACAGAUAAAGUUGACGUCACCCUUCAGCCAGAAGAAUUGGAAGCUAUGGAUAAUGUUUUGGCUGCAAAGUACGAAGAGGCAAGGGAGGAGGAGAAGCUGCGGAGCCAGCGGGAGGAUUUCAGCGACAUGGUUGCAGAGAACGAGAAAAAGAGGAAACGGAAGGUGCAGGAAAAAGAAGGGAAGUCGAAGAAGAAGGAUUUCAAGUUUUAGGUUCUUUCGUCUCGAUCCUGUCCCUAGAAGCAUUUUAUGUCUGGAGCUUUGGAAGGCCUUCUCGUCAAUCAACGGGUUCGACGGGUUUAGUACAUCUCCGAGUAAUUUUUUGUAGCACAGGAUCCGACCAUGCAUAAUAACUAAAUGCAGUUGGCUUAGCCCGCUAGCUGCGGGGAAUCUGUUGAACGAUGUCCAAAUGCCUGAAUUAACAAUUUUACCUACUUUAGUCGCCCCUUGUCUGAGCUUAUACUCGAGAAAACAUGGUACCUCAUUUGUGCGCUAAUGUAUAUGCUACAAACCUUUCUCA
Syzygium oleosum is the source of this 2134-nucleotide messenger RNA. RefSeq lists its product as uncharacterized. The coding region runs from base 73 to 1827 and encodes 584 amino acids. The transcript is spliced from 18 exons. The record is from RefSeq and is a predicted model, not a curated record. Gene Ontology annotation, cellular component: precatalytic spliceosome; U12-type spliceosomal complex; U2-type spliceosomal complex. Gene Ontology annotation, biological process: mRNA splicing, via spliceosome. Lineage: Eukaryota; Viridiplantae; Streptophyta; Magnoliopsida; Myrtales; Myrtaceae.